CUUCAGUGUUGUCGUCGGCUCAGUCUGAGGACAGACACGUUCCCUUCUCUCUCCUGCUGGAGUGAAGCUGCUCUGUCCUGGCAAACAUCUGGCCUCCAUGAGUACUGCUGGGGAAAUCCUCCCUGUCCCUGAAGAUGGGCAAUACCUCAGAAACAACCCUUUUUGUUUCCACAAUCCCAAAGGAGCAUGAUGUCUUCAUGGGUUCCUUAUACACAGUCUUCUGUAUUCUGUCCUUACUAGGAAAUGGCAUUCUGCUUUUUGUGGCAUAUCGUAAGAGAUCGUCCCUGAAGCCAGCUGAGCUAUUCAUCAUAAAUUUGUCUAUUAGUGACCUGGGGAUGACAGUUUCUUUGUUUCCUCUAGCGAUUCCAUCAGCAUUUGCUCACAAGUGGUUGUUUGGGGAGUUGACCUGUUUAUGCUACGCUGUAUGUGGUGUUCUUUUUGGAUUGUCAAGCCUGACAAACCUUACAGCUCUCUCUUCUGUCUGCUGCCUCAAAGUCUGCUUCCCAAACUACGGUAAUACAUUUUCCUACUCUCAUGCCUGUCUGAUGAUAGUGGGCGUGUGGUGUUAUGCCACCGUAUUUGCCGUGGGGCCCAUGGCAGGUUGGGGCCACUACGGGCCUGAACCCUAUGGGACAGCCUGCUGCAUAGACUGGUAUGCACCACGCCAAGACGCUCUGUCUAUGUCCUACAUCGUCUGCCUCUUCCUCUUCUGCUAUGCCCUCCCAUUAGCCAUCAUUGUCCUCUCCUAUAUCAUGAUCCUAAUCACUGUGCGAGGAUCACGGCAGGCCAUACAGCAACAUGUGUCUGCACAGACCAAGACGACAAAUGCACAUGUCCUCAUUGUAAAGCUUUCAGUGGCGGUCUGUAUUGGUUUUCUGAGCGCAUGGAGCCCCUAUGCGGUUGUGGCAAUGUGGGCUGCAUUCGGAGAACCCGAUCAAGUCCCACCUCUAGCUUUCGCUCUAGCAGCUAUCUUUGCCAAGUCCUCCACCAUCUACAACCCUGUGAUCUACCUGCUAUUUAAACCCAACUUUCGUAAAUCUUUAAGCAGGGACACAGCUCAGAUACGCCGACGAAUUUGUUCCAGCCCAUGCAAGGCAAGCCCUGUUCCUGAAGGAAAGGAUCUUUACCCGCCAGCAUCCCUACGUUACAAAAAGGAAGUUAGCAAUUCCACUCGCUUUUCCAAUGGCCUGGGGGAAAACCACGAUGCAUGUGUUCAGGGCACGGAAACAGACCAUUAUUAUCAAAAGGACACGCCUUUAAGAACUGCCUGUGUGCUCAUGGGUACAACCUACAGCGAGGCGCCUGUGAGUCAGCUGCCAGAGGCAAUGCAAGUUGACCUAAUGUGAACGCCUUUUCCUAGGACAAACGUGAGGAAAGAUGAAUGAGUGCCUGGAAAUGUAACCUCUGGCCAACAGAGAUAAGCACAAGAUGUUGUGUAUUUGGGUCAGAGAUGAUGAAAGAAGAAACUGUUAAUAUGAUGCAUAAUUAUAUCAAAUGCACAAUAUAACGCAUAGCCACAUAAAUAUUUUCAGGGGAUUCAAUUAGCAAAUAUUUUAUCUAAGGUUUAUUUUUAUAGUGUAAAUCAUAUGUAGCUAAUGUAUUUGUUAGGAUAAGAGCAUCUGCCAGAUGCAUACAAUUAAAUCUGAAUAAACAUGAAAAUAUGUAAGCUUAGUAAAGGGUUAAUUGGGGUUGAUGUUGGUGGGUUAUUAAAGGGGCCAUGGCAUGAAAAUCUGACUUUUUCCAUGUUUACGUGC
Molecule: messenger RNA, 1754 nt
Organism: Misgurnus anguillicaudatus (oriental weatherfish)
Lineage: Eukaryota; Metazoa; Chordata; Actinopteri; Cypriniformes; Cobitidae
Gene: opn7d
Product: opsin 7, group member d
Biological process (GO): G protein-coupled receptor signaling pathway; visual perception
Cellular component (GO): membrane
Molecular function (GO): G protein-coupled receptor activity
Source: RefSeq, a predicted model, not a curated record